AUGGCGCCCCUCGUGGACAACAACCAGAUCAAGCUGGCUGAGCUGUGGAAGCCCCUGCCAACGCACUUCCACGCCUAUGUCUGGCCCUUCGCCAUUAUCUGGCCCAUCUUUUUACGCUACUACCUCACCCAAGAACUGUACGAGAAGCACAUCGCAUCCGAGGAAUGGACCUUUGUGUGGAUCGGCACCAUCGUCACCUUCCAGUCCCUUUUCUGGUUGAGCACCCACUGGAGCGUCAACCUCCAGGCCCUCUUCACCGCGACCCGCGCCAAGUCAAUUGACGAGGCCGAGCUCAUCAAGAUCAUUCCCGUCGCCAAUGCCGGAUCCGCCGAGAUCUGCAAGUUGGUUCGCGACAAGGUCGGAGGCAAGAUCAACACCUCUUUCCUCUUCCAGAAGCGACGCUUCAUCUACGUUCCCGAAGAGAAGACCUUCCGAACCCUUACCUACGACAUCGACCUCGAGCCCAAGCCCAAAAUCGCACGCUACCAGCAAUCCAAGGGUAUCGUGACGCAGGAGGAGUUGACGAGGAUCGAGGAGCACUAUGGCCCCAACGCUUUCGAUAUUCCCGUUCCUACCUUCACCGAGCUUUUCAAGGAGCACGCCGUCGCCCCCUUCUUCGUCUUCCAGAUCUUCUGCGUUGGCUUGUGGAUGCUCGAUGAGUACUGGUACUACUCCCUCUUCACCCUUUUCAUGCUUGUCGCCUUCGAGAGCACCGUCGUCUGGCAGCGUCAGCGGACGCUUAACGAGUUCCGUGGAAUGAGCAUCAAGCCUUACGAUGUCUACGUCUACCGUCUGGGCAAGUGGACCGAGAUCCAGAGUGACAAGCUUCUUCCCGGCGAUCUGGUUUCCGUUGGCCGCACUAAGGAGGACAGCGGUGUUGCCUGCGACAUGCUCCUUGUUGAAGGAACUGCCAUUGUCAACGAGGCCAUGCUGUCCGGCGAGAGUACUCCUCUCCUCAAGGAAUCCAUUCGGCUUCGCCCUGCCGAUGCUAACCUCGAGCCCGAAGCCCUGGACAAGAACGCUUUCCUCUGGGGUGGUACCAAGGUUCUUCAGAUCACCCACGGCAACCCUGAUGAGGAGAAACCCAAGCUUGCCUCUGGCGUUCCUCCCCCUCCCGACAACGGCGCCAUGGCCAUCGUGCAGAAGACUGGUUUCGAGACUUCUCAGGGCAGCCUGGUUCGCACCAUGAUCUACUCCACCGAGCGCGUCUCUGCCAACAAUGUUGAGGCUUUGUUUUUCAUCUUAUUCCUCCUCAUUUUCGCGAUCGCCGCCUCCUGGUAUGUCUGGGAUGAGGGUGUUAAGAAGGACCGCAAGCGCUCCAAGCUUCUGCUCGACUGCGUCUUGAUCGUCACUAGUGUCGUCCCCCCCGAGUUGCCCAUGGAGCUUAGUCUGGCGGUCAACACGAGUUUGGCUGCCCUCGCCAAGUUCGCUAUUUUCUGCACCGAGCCUUUCCGCAUUCCCUACGCCGGACGUAUUGAUGUUGCUUGCUUUGACAAGACUGGUACUCUCACCGGCGAGGACCUGGUUGUUGAGGGUAUUGCUGGUCUGGGCCUUGGACACUCGGGCACUAGCACCCCUCGCGAGUCUGAUGGCGCCCACUCCCACAUGACCCCUGUCAACGAGAUCGGUCUGGAUACCACCCUGGUUCUUGCUACCGCGCACGCUCUUGUCAAGCUUGAUGAGGGAGACGUUGUUGGUGACCCCAUGGAAAAGGCUACUCUGACCUCUUUGGGAUGGACUGUCGGCCGUAACGACACUCUCGCCAGCAAGCCCACUACUGCCGCUACUACUGGUGUCAGCGGAACUGUUCAGAUCAAGCGCCGCUUCCAGUUUUCCUCGGCUCUCAAGCGACAGGCCUCAGUCGCUACCGUCAACGGUGCGGAUAAGCAGGGCAACCGUAUCCGUGGUACUUUCGUCGCUGUCAAGGGCGCCCCCGAGACCAUCCAGAAAAGACUGACUACUGUUCCCGCCGACUACGAGGAGACCUUCAAGUACUUUACUCGCCGUGGGUCCCGCGUCCUCGCGCUUGCCUACAAGCAGCUUACCGUUGAUAACGAGUUGGGAGCCAGCAAGAUCAACGACCUGAAGCGUGAGAACGUCGAGUCUGGACUUACCUUUGCUGGAUUCUUGGUUCUUUCUUGCCCCCUGAAGGAUGAUGCCAAGCAGGCUGUGCAGAUGCUCAACGAGAGCAGCCACCGCGUUGUUAUGAUUACCGGAGACAACCCGCUUACCGCCGUUUACGUCGCCAGAGACGUAGAGAUUGUCGACCGCGAUGUUUUGAUUUUGGAUGCCCCCGAGGACAACGCCGAUGGCGAUAAGCUCAUCUGGCAUAGCGUUGAUGAGAAGAUCAGUAUCCCGGUUGACCCGUCCAAGCCUAUCGACAAGAAGAUCCUCGAGUCCUACGACCUCUGCGUCACAGGUUACGCCCUCGCCAAGUUCAAGGACCAAGUCGGCUGGUACGAGAUUCUGCGCCAUACCUGGGUCUAUGCGCGUGUCUCUCCCAAGCAGAAGGAAGAUAUCCUGGUUGGCCUCCGUGACAUGGGAUACUACACUUUGAUGGCUGGUGACGGAACCAACGACGUUGGCGCUCUCAAGCAGGCUCAUAUUGGUAUCGCUCUUCUUAACGGCACUCCUGAGGACCUCACUCGUAUUGCCGAGCAUUCUCGCAACACGAAGAUGAAGGAGAUCUACCAGAAGCAGGUGGACCUCAUGAAGCGCUUCAACCAGCCGGCUCCUCCUGUUCCCGUCAUGAUUGCCCAUCUUUACCCCCCUGGAACUAGCAACCCUCACUUCAGCAAGGCUGUCGAGCGCGAAGCUAAGAGGAAGAACGUUAGCCCCGAGGAGUGGAUGAAGACCAACGGCGUUUCCGCCAUCGAGACCGUCACCUCUCCGGGUGCCCAGCAACUUUUGAACAAUCAGGACCCCAAGGCUGCUCGUCAGGCGCAGGCUCAAGCCAAGGCUGCUAGCUUUGCCGAUAAGAUGACUUCCCAGAUGAUGGAGAGUGAGAUGGGCGGAGACGAUGAGCCUCCCACCCUCAAGCUCGGCGACGCUUCCGUGGCAGCUCCCUUCACCAGCAAGCUUCGUAAUGUCAUUGCCGUCCCCAACAUCAUCCGCCAGGGUCGCUGCACUCUCGUCGCAACCAUCCAGACGUACAAGAUUCUCGCCCUCAACUGCCUCAUCAGCGCCUACAGUCUCAGUGUCCUCUACCUCGAGGGUAUCAAGUUUGGUGAUGGCCAGUACACUAUCAGCGGUAUCUUGAUGAGUGUCUGCUUCCUGUCUAUCUCUCGCGCCCGUGUUGUUGAGGGUCUGUCCAAGGAGCGUCCUCAGCCCAACAUCUUCAACUUCUACAUCAUCGGAUCUAUCCUGGGACAGUUUGCUGUCCACGUUGUAACCCUCAUCUACAUUGCCCGCUUCUGUGACAAGCUUGAGCCCCGCUCCGGUGACGUUGACCUUGAGGCCGAGUUCGCUCCCAGUCUGUUGAACAGCGCUGUGUACCUGCUCCAGCUCAUCCAGCAAAUCAGCACCUUCGCCAUCAACUACCAGGGACGCCCCUUCCGUGAGUCUCUUCGCGAGAACAAGGGUAUGUUCUACGGCAUUGUUGGUGUUUCGGCCCUGGCCUUCUCCUGCUCGAUGGAAUUCAUUCCCGAAAUCAACGAGCAGAUGAAGCUUGUGCCCUUCACUGAGGAGUUCAAGACCACCAUGACUGGCGUUAUGGUUCUGGACUAUGCCGCUUGCUGGAUCAUCGAGGUCGUCCUCAAGCGCCUCUUCUCCGACUACCGUCCCCGUGACAUCGCUGCCCGCCGACCGGAGCAGCUCGAGCGUGAGAGAAUUCGCAAGGAGGCCGAACAGAAGAAGAAGGACGAGGAGGAGGAGCAGAAGCGCCUGGAGAAGGUGGCCGAGUUCGAGCGCAAGGUUGAGGAGCGCCGUCAACAACUCGAGGCCUGGAGACAAGGCCGACGAUAG
Colletotrichum aenigma is the source of this 3963-nucleotide messenger RNA. It is a transcript of the gene SPF1, whose product is annotated as Manganese-transporting ATPase 1. Gene Ontology annotation, molecular function: ATP hydrolysis activity; P-type ion transporter activity; ATP binding. Gene Ontology annotation, biological process: intracellular calcium ion homeostasis. The record is from RefSeq and is a predicted model, not a curated record. Bases 1 to 3963 code for a protein of 1320 amino acids. Gene Ontology annotation, cellular component: endoplasmic reticulum membrane. The transcript has 3 exons. Lineage: Eukaryota; Fungi; Ascomycota; Sordariomycetes; Glomerellales; Glomerellaceae.